AUGGUCGGACGACUCCAAGGAAAGAAUGCCAUCGUCACCGGUGCUGCCGGUGGCAUCGGUCUCGAGACCACCAUCCUCAUGCUCCGCGAAGGCGCAUCCGUCCUCAUGACAGAUAUUAGCGACACAGGCCUUGCUACAGCUCUUCAAAAAGUAAACACUGUCAUCCCUCCGAAUCUUCGAACCGGAAAGGUCGAAACAAAGACCAUCGACGUAUCAGACGAAUCCCAAAUCGAAGCCGCAGUGUCGCACCUAGAUUCCUGGGGCGGAAUCGAUAUUAUUUUCAACAAUGCUGGAAUCAUGCACCCCCGCGACGCUGACUCGGUGGAGUGUCCGGAGGAUAUCUGGGAUCGAACGAUGGACAUCAACGUUAAGGGCGUGUGGUUUGGAUCCAAACAUGCCGUCCUCGGAUUCCGGAGACAUGGGAAGAAGGCCGGUAGCGUGAUUAACACCGCUAGUGUGGUUGGGCUGGUCGGCGCUGCGACGUCCCAGCUGGCGUAUACUGCGAGCAAGGGUGCUGUUUUGGCUAUGACCAGGGAGUUGGGUAUCGUUCACGCGCGUGAGGGUUUCCGGUUCAAUUCGCUUUGCCCUGCACCGUUGAAUACACCCUUGCUUCAGGACUGGCUGGGAGAUGACAAGGAGAAGCGUUUCCGUCGCGAGGUACAUUUUCCCAGCGGCCGGUUCGGCGAGGCGAUUGAGCAAGCGCAAGCUGUUAUUUUUCUGGCGAGUGAUGAAAGUAGUUUUGUCAAUGCGACUGACUUUGUUGUCGAUGGAGGCAUGACAAAGGCAUAUGUGACCCCUGAGGGACCAGCCACAGAGGCACCAAAGAACUUGGCCGGGCCAUAA
Molecule: messenger RNA, 843 nt
Organism: Penicillium cosmopolitanum
Lineage: Eukaryota; Fungi; Ascomycota; Eurotiomycetes; Eurotiales; Aspergillaceae
Product: oxidoreductase, short-chain dehydrogenase/reductase family
Exons: 3
Coding region: 1-843 (280 amino acids)
Molecular function (GO): oxidoreductase activity
Source: RefSeq, a predicted model, not a curated record